Lacerta agilis (Sand lizard) is the source of this 2086-nucleotide messenger RNA. It is a transcript of the gene ERAL1, whose product is annotated as Era like 12S mitochondrial rRNA chaperone 1. The record is from RefSeq and is a predicted model, not a curated record. Gene Ontology annotation, cellular component: mitochondrial matrix. NCBI's taxonomy places the organism in Eukaryota, Metazoa, Chordata, Lepidosauria, Squamata, Lacertidae. The coding region runs from base 16 to 1458 and encodes 480 amino acids. Gene Ontology annotation, biological process: ribosomal small subunit assembly. The transcript has 11 exons. Gene Ontology annotation, molecular function: GTP binding; ribosomal small subunit binding; rRNA binding.
GCGCCUGUGGUUGCCAUGGCGGCGGCGGCGGCGGCGGCGGGCCUGGCCCGGCGUGGCUGGCAGGCCUUGGGCCUCGCCGGACUUGGGGCCUUGGCGGAGAGCGGGAGGCUGUCGUCGCGCUGCGCCUGCUCAGGUAUCAACCUCCAUUUCUCGAAGGACCCAUCCCAGCAGGGCAGGAUUGUCCCUGCUCGCUUGUAUGGAAAUGACUCUGCCCUGGAUUACAUCCUUGGGAUUACUAAAGAAGAUGCCCCAUCUUUGGUUGGUCAGCACCCACCGCCUUUGAGUGUCUUUAAAGCUGAGCAAGACGUUUUGCUGGGGCACCAGCCGGAUCAGCCUGAAAAUCCCAAGAUCUUGAGAAUCACCAUCAUCGGGGCUCCAAACGCUGGGAAAUCGACCCUGUCAAACCAGCUCUUGGGACGGAAGGUCCUGCCUGUCUCCAAGAAGGUGCACACGACCAGGCGCAACGCCCAGGGCAUCAUCACGAAGGAGGAUACGCAGCUGGUUGUCUUGGACACUCCAGGCCUCACCACACACCUCAAAGCCAAAAGGCAUCAGUUGGAAAAAACUCUGCUUUACGACCCCUGUAAGAGCUUGAAGAAUGCAGACCUAGUGCUAGUUCUUGUGGAUGUUUCGGACCAUUAUACCCGGAACCGCCUCCAUCCAGAGGUGCUCAAGUGUCUGGUUCGGUUCCCUGAGCUUCCCAGCGUCCUUGUCUUGAACAAGGUGGACCUGCUGAAGAAGAAAUAUCUCCUGCUGAACCUGGUGAUGGAGCUGACCGAGGGGGUCGUCAGUGGAAAGAAGCUGAAAGUCAAGUCCAGAGUCAAGCCAGACUCCCUUACUGACACCAAGCCCCCUGAGGUCACCCAGGCUUUAGUGACCUCUGAACACCCGUCCCCAGAGAUCAGGGAUCUGGAGGCAGAUCAAGGGCCUCAGCCUGGCUCUGUUUUGGAUGGUGAAGCCAGUGAGACUGCAGAAGAUGCGGGUUCAGUUCCUGCAAAGGAGAACAGGAAACACGUGAGGGAGAAAGCCAAGAAGGGCUGGCCCGGCUUCCAGGAGAUCUUUAUGCUGGCUGCUACCGAUAGAGAGGAAGUGGAGACUCUGAAGAGGUACCUUUUGAAGCAGGCCAGGCCAGGCCCUUGGGAGUUCCACAGCGAGGUCCUGACCACCCAGUCCCCGCAGGAGGUCUGUGAUAAUAUCAUCCGAGAGAAGCUUCUUGAGUAUCUGCCUGAGGAAGUGCCCUACACUGUGACCCAGAGGACGGAGGUCUGGGAAGAGGGGCCUGGCGGGGAGCUGGUCAUCCUGCAGAAUUUGAUAGUCCAGAAGGAGACGCAUGUGAAGAUGCUCAUUGGCUCCCGCGGCCACCUGAUCAGCAAGAUCGCCCAGGAGGCCGGCCGUGACCUGAUGAACGCUUUCCUCUGCGAUGUGCACCUGAAGCUUUCUGUGCGGCUGAAGAAAUGAGGGCCAUUGCUCCCCCUGCAGCAGCCAGGCCUUGCCAUGGAAGGGGCCACUCCAAGCCAACGACAAGGCCCUGCUUUCCUGCUCAUGGGUCUCACCAACAACUGGCCCCAAGGACUUCUUCCUAACUUCUUCUCUCCUGUCCCAAAGCCUGCAGCAAUUGCUUGACGGGGGCAGCCUGGCUCUCCUGCCUCAGGUCCCAUUUCAGGCGGGUCAUGUCAAGGGAAGGACUACAGACAGACCCACGGCCAGCACAUGAUGAUACACAAGAAGGAAAUGGCAGUGCCAGGUUGCCAAUGCAUGUAUUUCACUGAAAUUGUGCACAUGCACACAGCUCCGUGGUUUCAUGUGAUGUGGACCCCCAGACUAUGCGGCUAAAUCUCAUGCUCUCUCUGGCUCGUACAAUGACUGCUGCCUGGGGUGGGUGUAGGCUGGUGCCAUUUCACUCUGCUAGCAGGAGAAGAGAUGCAAACAUUUCAGAAGCUGCCGCCUGGAGCCUGGCACUCCCAUCUCAGUUUGUCUGCAGCACCUUGAGUCAGGGCAAUGGCUUGUCUCUUUCAGCCAAAGACCCUUCUGGGCUCUGAUGCGGCUGCUGUGCUCUCAAUAAAUUGAGGUGGUCGCUCAGGCAACA